Molecule: messenger RNA, 6907 nt
Organism: Effrenium voratum
Lineage: Eukaryota; Dinophyceae; Suessiales; Symbiodiniaceae
Source: the annotation of a GenBank genome assembly
GUCAACACUUGCUUGAACAAAGCCAAGCAGAAGCCAUGGGACCAUCACGCGGCUUUCUUCUGUCCCUUUUUCUUUCUGCGAUGGCAGAUUUGGACUAUGUAAGUUACGACUAUGCCCUCUUGGAGGAUGACGAAGUCAGUCCUCAGGUCAUUGGCAUCGUUCCCGGGAAUCUGUCAGUAGAUGUAGCUUUGGACGUGACCAUUCACAUCUACUUCUCUGAACUCAUCCUCGCCGGGACCGGCGACAUUGAACUGACCUCUGACAGGGACAUCCGCUUGCUGACCUUUGCGGAGGAGGUGGUUUUGGUGACGCAGGGUGAACAGGGCAAUCGCUCGAUCCAGGUGAAGCCCGACAGACCUCUGCGUCCGGCGCUGGCGUACCGCGUCAGACUGCGAAGAGGUGUGGUCCACGAUUUGGUGGGCAACCAGCUGGAGGAGGUCGAGCUGAGCUUUCGCACUGCAGGAGUCGCGGAAUCCUUCGCGGUGUUUGCACCAUACGUGCAGACGCCCGGCGCCCCCUUGUUGGUGGCUUUUCGUACGCACGAGCACGGCCUCUACGGCUCACUUUCGGAGCUGUACCGGCUGGAGCUUUGGGCCAGCGGAGAGCCUUCCUUGUUCGAGCUCACGGCGAGCUUUCCGGAGUGCAGCAACGUCCUGGAGCUCUCGGAGUCCUUUCCGGCGCUUGAGAGCUGCUCCUCCGGAGAGACCUUCGCCAUGCAGCUGCGGUCCCCGCUGUUCUCGGACCAGGAGUACUCCUUGGUUCUGUACUGGCCGGUUGGAUUCGCUGCAGUGAAUGCCACAUGGAGCUUGUUGACGGCGAGAACAUACGGAGACUCCUGGCUGGAGGUUGAGCGAUUUGAGCCUUGGGUGCAUCACUUCCAGGAUUACCUUGUGGAGGGCAGCGAUGCUUCACUCACCUCUUUGCAAGUCGCUUCUUUGAACGGCAUCACGGAUGCCGCGGGCCUUGACAGCCUGCAGGAAUUCGAGUUCACCAUUCAGUUUGGGGCUGGAAUUCCUGGAGGGUCCCGGUUGCGCUUGUUUGGCUUUCCACUGCUGGGCUGGAGCAGCGACGUGUCGCGGCCCUCAAAUGUCAGCAUGCUGGAGGCUUUGGUCCAAAUGGAUGCCUUCGCGUUGUCAGGCCCAUGGCGCCGGGUUCGAGCUUGCACCGGCUUCUUUCCAGGGGAUUUGCCGGGGGAGACGGCAUGCAAGCUGCUGGCCUUUGGCGGGGGCCCGGCCUUUGGCGUGGAGUUGCGCACGCCCAGCCGCUCUGCAACUCUCCUGCCCGACCGGCCACAUAAAUUCACCAUGACUGUGGCAGGCAUCAAGCAACCUUUGGCUGCAGCUGUGCACUGGGAGGCCAUCCUUUCGCAGACCGUGGCAGGCGUCCUGUCGCACAGCCCUUUGGUACGGAGCAACGCGGUGAUGCUCUCCAACACCACGGCCAUGACCCUGGACGUGCUGAACAGCAGCUACACUUAUCCGGCACCCAUGGGCUCCAUCAUCAAUCGGGUGGAGCUGGCCAUUCAGUUGAAGGUCCUUGCGGCAGGCGCCCGUGUGGUGCUGGAGCUGGUGGAGCCGCGCUCCGCGCGCAUCGAGACCUGCGAGCCGGUGCCGGGCUUCGCGCGGCUGGGCAGCCGCGGCGUGCCGGAGAUGACGAUGGUCUCGGCUGCGGCAGCGGCGGUGUGGCGCAUGGGGAACGGACUGCCGGCGAUGUAUCCCCACGUGACCUACCGCGCGAGUUGUCUGGUCUACAACGGGCCGCAGACGGCGGCCUUCAGCUCGUGGCGUCUGUCCGUGGAGGUGGAGGUGGGCUCCGAAACCAUCAGCUUCCAGCGCCUGCUGCGCGCGGACAGGUACUUCGUGAUCCCGGUGCUGGCCGGAGGGCAGGUGCUGCCCGGGCACCCCGUGCUGGGCAGAUGGCAAGUCAUCUACGUCCGCAUCGUGACGCCCGCGAGGGACGGGUUCUCCUUGCUCCACUGGACGCAGCCCUCUCACACGCUGCAGGUGAGUGCCCCGGCCGCGGGUUUCUUUGUGCCGGGCGCCUGCCCGGGGUUUCGGCCGCUGCGAGGGUCGCUGCCGCCUCUGCCGCUGAGCUCCUGCCAGCGGGUGGGCGAGACGAUGCUGGAGAUUCGCAUUGACGCUCAGGAGCCGGGCUUUGAGCCGGGCCAGACCUAUGCCUUCCAGAGCUCCGUGCAGAACCCUUCCACUUUGGGCGAGGCGGUGGACAACGGCUGGUCCUUCUUGUUGCUGGACGACCAGGACCUACCCAUUGCGUCCAUGGAGAACGUGCCCUCGGUGCUGAGCGCGGUCACCGCCGCGCUGCGCCCCAACGACCCCGCGGAGCUCCACGAUACCUCCUUUCGGCUCUUCAAGAAGCAGCUCUCAGUGCUGGCCAUCACGGCCGAGGAUCCCAUCGCCGGGCGGGCGACCAAAGUGCAGCUGGAGUUUGUGCUCACCACCCCUUUGCGCACCGGCGACGCUUUGAUCGUCACGGCUCCCUCCCUCUUUCGCUGGGUCCAGCCGGCGGAGCUCCACUUCCCGGGCACCGCCGCGACGUUCCCGGCGCUGGAGCCCGACGUGAACUCGGCGGCGCCCUGGAUGCUGGUGGCCGGGGUGUUGGGAGACGCCCUGGCGGCGACCGCCUACGUCUUGGGGGCCACAGUGCUGAACCCCGGCUUCGAGUCCUGGGACGCGGUGGAGGCCGAGCUCAACUACUGGCAGCUGGAGACAAUCCACCGGCACACCUCCUUUUGGAGCCUGGAGAGUCGCAGAGACACCGGCAUGCGGAAGGGCUAUGCGGUGGUGGGGCCUUUGCAGCACUGCGUGGCAGUCCCAUCAAGUCAGCUCUUGAACGUGGAAAGUUGGGUGUCGCUGACAUUUCAAGCCUCUGAGCCGGUAGGCGUGCAAUCCUGGCGCCAGCCUGAACUGCCGUCCACUCUCAGGAUCUCACUGCCCAAUGGCUUCCUAUUGCCAGAGGGGCAAGGCUGCUCAGGGCUCAUUGAUCGUGCAGAUCCUCAGUACCCACAACUGCCGCUGCUGAAGUUCCCUUUUGCAUAUUUGCCCCUGCCACUCGAAGAGGCCACCUGCAGUGCCACUUUGGAGACGCUGCAGAUCGGUCUGCAGCGCUUGCUGCCGCACUAUGUCUACACCUUCCGCCUUCGCGUGGUGUCGCCGCGGCAGGACCAGAUGCGCGGCCGGAUCUGGGCGCUGGCCACUUUGACUGUGGAGGGCAGCGUCAGGGAAAGCUGCACCAUGGAAGCCUGGCCAUCCGCCAACUCGCUGGAAGGACUUUCCCUGCAACCGACUCUUGCCAUGCCCACGCUCCCCGUGUCCCUUGUGCUGCAAGGCCUUGCCUUGCCCAACGUCAGCUUGAUCGAAGUCCAGGCCGCCGGCGUCCGGUUCUUCCACAACUGCGCAGCGCCAGGGUUGCCGGGCCAGUGUGUGGGCGACAAAACCCGGGCGCGCGUGUCAGCUUCCUCUGCUUUGAGCCUUUUGGAACUGCGGGGCCGCAUGGAAAGCACGCAGUCCGAGCCCUGGUCCGUGCUCUUGGUGGCUGGCAGCUCCGUGUGGGAGGCCUCUGUUGGCCCUGGCCCUGGGCUUUUGGCACUCCCGUGGGUGCGGCUGCAGCCCCAGGGCUCCGGGUUGUUCCGCGCGGAGAACGUGGUGCAGGGCGCGCUGCUCGCCAUGCGCACUGACAGGCCGGUGCCGGCGGGGGGCUUUCUGCAGCUGGCGAUGCCUGGCCAGACCGCCUUCGUCUUCGCUGAGAAGCCGUGCAAGGCCGCCCUGCAGGAGCAGUUCCUUCCCUUGGCAGUGGUGGAUGGUCAGGCCAGUGGGGCGGUUGCGAGCUGCAACACCAGCGAAAGCUGCGUGCAUCCCAGGCUUUUCAGUUGCGAGAGGAAGCAUUCCUCUUCCACUCUGCUGGUGCGAGUGGCUGAGGCCCUUACCCCGCAGACACUGUAUUGCUUCGACUUCAUGGUCUUGGCCCCAGAGGGCCGCACAGUGCCUGACUUCCCACUGGUCUUGCUGACGCAGGACGAAGCCGGGGCGCUUCUGGAGGUCUCCCCACUGCUUGGGCCGAGCGGGGGGCAGGGAAUGGCGCCCGUGGUGCAAAGCGCGGCGCACCUCUCCUUGUGCUCGCCUUCUCGUCUGUCGAGCGACGAGCCGCGGCAGCUGGUGCUGCACUUCGCGCUCAACUCGCUGCUCUCGUCGUCCCUCUCGCGGCUCGUGGCCCGGUUCUGCUUCUCGGGGCUCCAGCUGAGCUUCGGGCCCGGAGGAGCUCUGAGCUGCGAGGCUUUGGAGCCGAGUGCCGAGAUUUCCUGCACGGCAGUGCAGGGCUGUGGCUCCUGUGUGGCCGUGGAGGGAACGGAUCUCUUGGUCCCCUUUCAGAAGGUGGCCAUUUCUCUGCCGGCGCUGGUGCCGGCUGGGUCGCUUCUGGGCGUCAACAUGGAGCUCGUGGGGAUACUGAGCACGGAGAGCGUGCUGCAGGGAGCGAUCUUCACCUCGCCGCUGCCCAUGCUGCCGCUCUUGCCUGUUGCGCUCAUUGCACCGGAGGCACCCACACUGGAUGGCUUCCAGGUCGAGAUCCAGCUUGAGAGGCUCAACAAUACUGAGCUGUUGGAUGUGUCUCUCCCUGUGGGCCUCUCUGUGGACACUUUGACCUGCAGCCCGCGCUGCGUCUCGGUGCCGCCCAGUUUGUCGUCCCCGGAGCCGGUGCUGCGCUUCUUUCUUGGCGAGGAGACGUCGACUUCGACUUUGUCCAUGGAGCUCUACGCCAGCGCGCCGCUGGGGGAGAACGAGAGCUGGCAGUUCGUGAGCCGCAGCGGAGCCCUGCAGGCCCUGGGGGCCGUGGCGCGGCGAGGCUUCGCGGUGGCCUACCCCGUGGACUUCGGCAUAGGGCUGUCCUCGCAGCGCGCGGGGGAUGCUGCGCGGGUGCUGCUGAACUUUCGGCUCUUCGCGCGGCUGGAGGCCGGCGCUUUGGUGAAGGUGGCCGUUCCGCCGGGCUUGGCCAGCGAGCCCACGGUGGAGCCCCAGAGUCUGUUCCAGUGGUCGACUUCAGAGCUGAAUAGCACCUGGCAGUUUCAAGUGCUGCAGGACUUGUCCACCGGCGUGACUUACUCGAUUUCGGUGCCCAUCACGAAUCCGGUGCAGAGCCCUUCCAGCACAUGGCGCUUGCAACUCCUCUUGAGCACCUUGCACUCAGUGGGAACCAGCGCAGGCUUUCAGGUCCUCGGGGAGUUUGAGUCUUUCACUGUGCUGGCCAGGUCCUCCGUUCCCGAAGUUUCCACCCCAUCCCUGGUCCGAUUCCAGCUGCGCACCCCGCUGCCGGCAGAGAAUUGGCACUGGCGCCUAAUAGCGAGCACUCAGACUUUCGAUCCUGGCAAGUGCAUUCUGGAUGUCUUCACCACAUCUUACGCGCUCCCAGUGCAUUCCUUCACAAGGCUGAUUCCUGAUGACUGUUUGGUCAGUGCUGAUGGCUCUUCGGCACAAUUCAUUUUCAGCCAGUCAGUCACGCCCCAGCAGGAUUACGGAUUUUGGAUUUGGACCACAAACCCCAGCUCGGGCGCCUUUCGCAUUUUCACCGCCAGCACUCUUCUGAGCGGCUCCAGCGUGCACCAAGCCUCCUACCGCUCUUCGCUGUCCGGCUUGCAAGCCGUUGUCAUCCCUGGCUCCUACACCGCCGGGGCCCUGCACCGCGCGGUGCUGUCGGUGACUAGCGGAACGCGGCUGGAGGGCCAGCGGGGCUCCAUCGAGCUGCGGCUGCCCAGCGGCUUCGCGGGCUCCUGCGGCUUCUUCCGGGUCCAGGCGUCGCUGCCCAGCACGGCGAGGUGCAGGGCCUUGGGCGCCACUGCUUCGUUGCGGCCGCGCAUCCAGGUGUACUGGCGCUCUCUCUUUGGGGCGGAGCUGACUUUUCCCCUGGAGUUCGCCUUCGCCCUGCAGAACGCCUUCGCGUCCGAUGAAUCGAAUUCCACGUGGAGCGCCACCAUCUUCGAGGGGGAGAACCAGGACCUGGCCAUCGCCUCCGGCACUUGGCAAAGCUGGCGCCCCUGCGAAGCUUUGCCCCCUUUGCCCGGCGGCCUGCGCGUGGCGAGGGGCUUGGACCCAGCGGUGGUGUCCGUGGCAGUGAACCUGGAGCAAGUGACCGUGGCGCCGGGCUUCGACACCGCGCUGCGGGUGGAGCUGAAAACUUCUCAGGCCGCGCCGGCGGAGCUGUACUGUCCAGACAGCUCCAUUUGGCAGGCGCGGGACCUCUUCGGCCUCGGAUCCCUGGCGUUGCCCAGGUACACCAAGUGCGUGGAGGAGCCUCGAGUGGCGUCCGUGUCUCGGGGCGCGCAGCACAGCUCGGCGGUGCUCUUCCUGCUGCCGUACCAGCGCUUCGUGGGCUCGGUGCAUGGGCUGGAGGUGGUGAUGAGGAGGAGCCAGCAAGGCUUUGUGGCUUUGGAGCCCUCCGCCUCCGAAGCCGCCGCGGAGCUGGUGAACGUCUACCUGGAAGCGGCCAACCAGCGCCUCCGCUGCGGCUCCGCGUUGCUAGGCGCUGCCAGCAACUCCACGGAGUUGGCAGGAGCUGACACCGUCGCGGACACCACAGGCAGCACAGCAACAGGCUAAUUGCUGGCCGCGUGAUCUCUGAAAGCUGACUCGAAAGCAUCGGCUACACCAGACACGGGCACAGCGGCCGGCGACGGAUCAAGGAUCGACCUCUUAGAUGCACUGGAUGAUGAUGCGGCUUUCCUGAAGCUCCCAGCCAUCGAGGUGUUCGAGCUGCAACCGCCUCGAGUCGCCCGAGCAGGCCCCACGCCAAUAACUCGCGAACGGCGCUUGGCCUCAACGAGGUGCUCUCGGAGAAAGGUGCGCUAUGCCGAGCUCGCGCCGAAGGCUGCCAGAUUCUGCGCGCAAAGGAUUUGCCGUGG